Messenger RNA from Pipistrellus nathusii (Nathusius's pipistrelle), 3255 nucleotides. The record is from the annotation of a GenBank genome assembly. NCBI's taxonomy places the organism in Eukaryota, Metazoa, Chordata, Mammalia, Chiroptera, Vespertilionidae.
AUGGCUGCUGGCUGCCGGCUGCUCUGGGCGCUGACACUUUUCCAAUCGGGGCUGGUCCGCCUCUCGUCCGAGGAGCCCUUCCCCUCGGCCGUCACUAUCAAGUCAUGGGUGGAUAAGAUGCAAGAAGAUCUUGUCACACUGGCAAAAACAGCAAGUGGUGUCAACCAGCUUGUGGAUAUUUAUGAGAAAUACCAAGAUUUGUAUACUGUGGAACCAAAUAAUGCACGCCAGCUGGUGGAAAUCGCAGCCAGGGAUAUUGAAAAACUUCUAAGCAACAGAUCUAAAGCCCUGGUGCGCCUGGCUUUGGAAGCAGAGAAAGUUCAAGCAGCCCACCAGUGGCGGGAGGAUUUUGCAAGUAAUGAAGUUGUCUACUACAAUGCAAAGGAUGAUCUGGAUCCUGAAAAAAAUGACAGUGAGCCAGGCAGCCAGAGGAUAAAACCUGUUUUCAUCGAAGAUGCUAAUUUCGGACGACAAAUAUCCUAUCAACAUGCAGCAGUCCAUAUUCCCACCGACAUCUAUGAGGGCUCAACAAUUGUGUUAAAUGAACUGAACUGGACAAGUGCCUUAGAUGAAGUUUUCAAAAAAAAUCGAGAUGAAGAUCCUUCAUUGUUGUGGCAGGUGUUUGGCAGUGCCACUGGUCUGGCCCGGUAUUAUCCAGCUUCUCCAUGGGUUGAUAACAGCCGAACUCCAAACAAGAUUGACCUUUAUGAUGUACGCAGAAGACCAUGGUACAUCCAAGGAGCUGCAUCUCCUAAAGACAUGCUUAUUCUGGUUGAUGUGAGUGGAAGUGUUAGUGGGUUGACACUUAAAUUGAUCCGAACGUCUGUCUCCGAAAUGUUGGAAACCCUAUCAGAUGAUGAUUUUGUGAAUGUAGCUUCAUUUAACAGCAACGCCCAGGAUGUGAGCUGUUUUCAGCACCUUGUACAAGCAAAUGUGAGAAACAAGAAAGUCCUGAAAGACGCUGUGAAUAACAUCACAGCGAAAGGGAUCACAGAUUAUAAGAAGGGCUUUAGCUUUGCUUUUGAACAGCUGCUUAAUUACAACGUUUCCAGAGCUAACUGCAAUAAGAUCAUCAUGCUGUUCACGGAUGGAGGAGAGGAGAGAGCCCAGGAGAUAUUUGCCAAAUACAACAAAGACAGAAAAGUACGUGUAUUCACAUUUUCUGUUGGUCAACAUAAUUAUGACAGGGGACCUAUUCAGUGGAUGGCCUGUGAAAAUAAAGGUUAUUACUAUGAAAUUCCUUCCAUUGGAGCAAUAAGAAUCAAUACUCAGGAAUAUUUGGAUGUUCUGGGAAGACCAAUGGUUUUAGCAGGAGACAAAGCUAAGCAAGUCCAAUGGACAAAUGUGUACCUGGAUGCACUGGAACUUGGACUUGUCAUUACUGGAACUCUUCCGGUCUUCAAUAUAACUGGCCAAGUUGAAAAUAAGACAAAUUUAAAGAACCAGCUGAUUCUUGGCGUGAUGGGAGUUGAUGUAUCUUUGGAAGAUAUUAAAAGAUUAACACCACGCUUUACACUGUGCCCUAAUGGCUAUUAUUUUGCAAUUGAUCCUAAUGGUUAUGUUUUAUUACAUCCAAAUCUUCAGCCAAAGAACCCCAAAUCUCAGGAGCCAGUAACUUUGGAUUUCCUUGAUGCAGAAUUAGAGAAUGAUAUUAAAGUGGAGAUUCGCAAUAAAAUGAUAGAUGGAGAAAAUGGAGAAAAAUCAUUCAGAACUCUGGUUAAAUCUCAAGAUGAGAGAUAUAUUGACAAAGGAAACAGGACAUAUACAUGGACCCCUGUCAAUGGAACAGACUACAGUUUGGCCUUGGUAUUACCAACCUACAGUUUUUACUAUAUAAAAGCCAAAAUAGAAGAGACAAUAACUCAGGCCAGAUAUUCUGAGACACUGAAGCCAGAUAAUUUUGAAGAAUCUGGCUAUACAUUCUUAGCACCAAGAGACUACUGCAAUGACCUUAAAAUAUCAGAUAAUAACACGGAAUUUCUUUUAAAUUUCAAUGAGUUUAUUGAUAGAAAAACUCCAAACAAUCCAUCCUGUAACACGGAUUUGAUAAACCGGGUCUUGCUGGAUGCAGGUUUUACAAGUGAACUGGUCCAAAAUUACUGGAGUAAGCAGAAAAACAUCAAGGGAGUGAAAGCUCGAUUUGUUGUGACUGAUGGUGGGAUUACCAGAGUUUAUCCCAAAGAGGCUGGAGAAAAUUGGCAAGAAAACCCAGAAACCUAUGAGGACAGCUUCUAUAAAAGGAGUCUUGAUAAUGAUAACUAUGUUUUCACUGCUCCCUACUUUAACAAAAGUGGACCUGGAGCUUAUGAAUCAGGCAUUAUGGUAAGCAAAGCGGUAGAAAUAUAUAUCCAAGGAAAACUUCUUAAACCUGCAGUUGUUGGAAUUAAAAUUGAUGUAAAUUCAUGGAUAGAGAAUUUCACCAAAACAUCAAUCAGGGAUCCGUGUGCUGGUCCAGUUUGUGACUGCAAAAGAAACAGUGAUGUAAUGGAUUGUGUGAUUCUAGAUGAUGGUGGCUUUCUUCUAAUGGCAAAUCAUGAUGAUUAUACUAACCAGAUUGGAAGAUUUUUUGGAGAGAUUGAUCCAAGUUUGAUGAGACAUCUGGUUAAUAUAUCAGUCUAUGCUUUUAACAAAUCCUACGAUUAUCAGUCUGUGUGUGAGCCUGGUGCUGCGCCAAAACAAGGGGCAGGCCAUCGCUCGGCAUACGUGCCGUCAAUAGCGGACAUACUACACAUUGGCUGGUGGGCAACAGCUGCUGCCUGGUCUAUUCUACAGCAGUUUAUCUUGAGUUUGACUUUUCCACGGCUUCUGGAGGCAGUUGAUAUAGAAGAUGAGGAAUUUACAGCCUCUAUAUCGAAGCAGAGUUGCAUCACUGAACAAACACAGUAUUUCUUUGAUAAUGACAGUAAGUCCUUCAGUGGUGUAUUAGACUGCGGAAACUGUUCCAGGAUAUUUCAUGUAGAAAAACUUAUGAACACCAACUUGGUAUUCAUAAUGGUUGAGAGCAAAGGGACGUGCCCCUGUGACACACGACUGCUCAUACAAGCAGAGCAGACUUCUGAUGGUCCUGAUCCUUGUGUUAUGGUUAAGCAACCCAGAUACCGAAAGGGGCCUGAGGUCUGCUUUGAUAACAAUGACUUGGAGGAUUAUACCGACUGUGGUGGCGCCUCUGGAUUAAAUGCCUCCCUGUGGUCCAUCGUUGGAAUCCAGUUUGUACUUCUUUGGCUUUUAUCUGGCAUCAGACACUGCCAGUUAUGA